This is a messenger RNA of Sus scrofa (pig), 3216 nucleotides long. RefSeq names its product GAR1 ribonucleoprotein (gene GAR1). The record is from RefSeq and is a predicted model, not a curated record. NCBI's taxonomy places the organism in Eukaryota, Metazoa, Chordata, Mammalia, Artiodactyla, Suidae. Gene Ontology annotation, biological process: ribosome biogenesis; snoRNA guided rRNA pseudouridine synthesis. Gene Ontology annotation, cellular component: box H/ACA snoRNP complex. Gene Ontology annotation, molecular function: box H/ACA snoRNA binding.
ACGUCACUUCCUCUGCUCCCAUUAGGCAAGUGGACCUUGCUGUCGUAAACUAGCGGUUGACGUUAGAUAUUACUGAUACUCGUCCAGAGCUGAAGGCUGUUUCGGACAGGUGACAGCGUCUCUGGUUCUGUUGGAGACUGGCUGGUUUUGCACACCCGUUUUUCGAAUUUCUAGUCAGUUUUCCUGCCCCCCUAUUUUGUGCCCGUACGGCGGCCGAAGAGGCUCGUGCGCGGCGGAAGUACCGGGCGGGUGGGUGUGCGCGCCCAGCCCUGAGGUGCACGUGGCGCCGGUAGGAGCAAGCAUGUCUUUUCGAGGCGGGGGUCGUGGAGGCUUUAAUCGAGGUGGCGGCUUCGGUCGCGGCGGCAGCGGCAACAACCACUUCCGAGGUGGAGGCGGCGGUAAUUUCAGAGGCGGCGGCGGCAGAGGAGGAUUUGGACGUGGGGGCGGCCGCGGAGGCUUUAACAAAGGCCAAGACCAAGGACCUCCGGAACAAGUCGUGUUAUUAGGAGAGUUCCUGCAUCCCUGUGAAGAUGACAUAGUUUGCAAAUGUACCACAGAUGAAAAUAAGGUGCCUUAUUUCAAUGCUCCAGUUUAUUUAGAAAACAAAGAACAAAUUGGAAAAGUGGAUGAAAUAUUUGGACAACUUAGAGAUUUUUAUUUUUCAGUUAAAUUGUCAGAAAACAUGAAGGCCUCUUCCUUUAAAAAACUACAGAAGUUUUAUAUAGACCCAUAUAAGCUACUGCCAUUGCAGAGGUUUCUACCUCGACCUCCAGGUGAGAAGGGACCUCCAAGAGGCGGUGGCAGGGGAGGUCGAGGAGGAGGAAGAGGCGGAGGUGGCAGAGGUGGUAGAGGCGGUGGUUUUAGAGGUGGAAGAGGAGGUGGAGGUUUCAGAGGAGGAAGAGGGGGUGGUGGUUUCAGAGGAAGAGGACAUUAAGUAUAACAGUUGGUAGAGAAACUUCACCAGUUGACUUCCACAUUAACUUCCAUGAUCUACUUCUGUGGAUCAGAAACGUGUUUCUUGAGCAAGUCUUGAAGAAGUGGUCAUCUUAUGACAGUGGAACUCAAAUGUCAACGCCAUGCGGAAACAAGUGCGACAGAACAGGCAAUUUUGCUCUAAAAGAGUAUGAUCAGCUGUUUUAGUGUUUUGUACAAAGCUUGGAACUUUGUGGGUGUUUAAUAAAGGGACAGCUUUCAUUUGAAGAAUAUUUGAAUUUUUAAAAUAAAAGUUUUUUAUUUCUUUCAGUUAUUUAGAGCUCUGUUUAUUAAACCAGGGCUAUUUUUGAAGUGAAACGGGACAAUCCAGUAGAUUUCAGAUAGAAAAGAAUGAUUCAUUUACAUGUAUAACUGAUCUUUAAAGAAGUGGCUAGUGGAGUAAUACUUCAACAUUAUUAAUAAAUUAACACUCCCUUUCAAAAUGUUUGCCUUUAGAAUACGAGAACAUUAGCACCUUUUUAUUAUAUUUUCCGUUUUGUGUUUGUACAUAAAUCAGAGUAAAGCAGCUUCUCUAACUGCAAUUAGAAAUUUUUAGUAUUGAUAUGAAUCUUUUUAAGUUGGAACAGCUCAGUUCAAGUUGAAAACUAAAAGUUCAAGACAUUUCUGACGAAAUCUUUAAUUUUUCUCAUUCAACAUAGAUGUUGAAAUUUUACUGAAUUUUUUUUUUUUUUUUUUCCGGUCAUUUUCUAGGGCCACUCCCGAGGCAUAUGGAGGUUCCCAGGCUAGGGGUCGAAUCGGAGCUGUAGUCACCUGCCUACGCCAGAGCCACAGCAACACAGGAUCUGAGCCUCGCCUGCGACCUACACCACAGCUCACAGCAACACCAGAUCCUUAACCCACUGAGCAAGGCCAGGGAUGGAACCCGCAACCCCAUGGUUUCUAGUAGGAUUGCUUAACAACUGAGCCAUGACAGGAACUCCCUACUGAAUGUUUUUUUAAGUGGUGACCCAAACCAUUGCAAUGACAAAUGCUGGGUCUUUAGCCCCCUGUGCCACAAGGGGACUCUUUACUGAAAGUUUUUAUUUUCCUUUUUUAAGAUCUUAAGAUCUCAUUGACUAUAAAUAAAUGCUUAAUUUCCUGCUACAUGUUCACAUUCUUGGGUAGGGGCGUGCCAAAUGAAAUUGGUUUUGGUCCUCAUUGCUAUUACAGUAUAAGACAUAACCACGAUAGUAAGUUAAAAUACUGUGAUACAGGAUAAUUUCUUCUGUCACUGAUUUUCCUCUUAUGUAAUCAUCCUCAGAAGGAAUGACAUUGUCAUAUCUGUUCUUAAGUUUUCUAGUGUGCUUUACCUUAUACUUGGUUAACUCUUUUUUUUUUUUUUUUUUUUUUUGCUAUUUUAGGGCCACACCUGUGGCAUAUGGAGGUUCCUAGGCUAGGCACUGAAUCGGAGCUGUAGCUGCUGGCCUACACCACAGCUAUAGCAACAUGGGAUCUGAGCCUAAUCUGUGACCUACACCACAGCUCAUAGCAAUGCCGAAUCCUUUACCCACUGAGUGAGGCCAGGGAUCGAACCCUCAUCUUUGUGGAUCCUAGUCGGAUUCGUUAACUGCUGAGCCACAAUGGGAACUCCCAAAACUUCAUUAACCCUUGGAUGUUUGUUUGAGUAGCAUAUAGUAUUGUCGAAGUCAGUAUUUUGAGUUUAACUUUCUUUUUGAUUAAUAGAAUUGCAGUAGGAUUGAUAAAUAUGAAAGCCAUAAGUAUAUAUGAUGUACAAAUAUGUUGAAAAUUACUUUCAGGAAGAAGCAGUUGUGCUUUUACAACUUGGGAAAGGAGGCUGUUUGAUUUAGAAUCCUUGGGUUGUAACUUUCAAUGAGAGUUAGGGCCAAGGUUUUUACUUUUGGUCUGUAAAAGACAUAGCCACCACUAGAGUGAUGAUGGUAUUGUCCCAGGGGUAAAUAAUAGUGCAACAUUCCAAUGCUUUUUUUUAACAUUUAAAAAAAAGUGUGAAAUGGCUAGUAUGGAAGUCAUGUAUAUAUAGGUUGUUAGACAAACCACUUGAGAUUUCAUCUUUUACCUUAGGAUAUUUUUUGGUCAUUAGCCAUCUUUAAACUUUUAUUUCCAUGUCUUAUUUUUCUCUUUGGGUUUCCUUUGGGUAUUUGGUUUUGAAUCAAGUUUGUAUGUUUAGGGAGCCUAACAAUGCACUUGGUUGGAACUGUGAUUUCACUGAGCUCCAUUGUGAAAGAUACUUUGAUUAUUCACAUAUUAAAUCUUUUGAAUCGUCAA